Messenger RNA from Sphenostylis stenocarpa, 240 nucleotides. The record is from the annotation of a GenBank genome assembly. NCBI's taxonomy places the organism in Eukaryota, Viridiplantae, Streptophyta, Magnoliopsida, Fabales, Fabaceae.
AUGUCGGUCACCGAAAACGGUGCGUAUCGUAUCGCUGAGCCAUCAGUGUUCAGUGCACGCGUCCCAACACAGCGGCUUCUUACCAGCAUCCUAGAUCCUGGUCAUGCAUUACUGGUACAAAAUAUACGUUUCAUCUCAGAAUCCAAAGAAAAAGAAGCACGUGAAGGCAAUGCAUUUACAAAACCUAAGGUGAAGUACAAGUUAAUUAGGCACAUAAACAGAGUUGUCGGCACUGAUUAA